This is a messenger RNA of Closterium sp. Naga37s-1, 1110 nucleotides long. The record is from the annotation of a GenBank genome assembly. Lineage: Eukaryota; Viridiplantae; Streptophyta; Zygnematophyceae; Desmidiales; Closteriaceae.
AUGGCGCUCGCCUGUCCGUCCUCCGUGUCCUUCAAGUCCUUCCAAGGGCUCAAGGCCAGUCCUGCUGUCUCGUCCCAAGCGCGCAUUAGUCGCUCUAAUGUAGCUUUCCCGAAUGCCGCGUCCAAGCGUCUGGUAGCCGUCGCGGCCGUUGCAGAGGCACCAGCAGCUGCCGGCCCGGCAGUUCUGCCGGUCCUGACCAUGGACGGUGCGAACUCCGGCAAGACGGCGGAGCUGAACCUGCGGACGGCACGGCCAGAGACGGCAAAAGCCGUUGUCCACCGCGCCGUGGUCACCUACAUGCAGAACAAGCGCGCGGGUACCGCGAGCACGAAGACCCGCGCGGAGGUGCGGGGAGGCGGGCGGAAGCCGAUGAAGCAGAAGGGAACCGGCAGCGCUCGCCGGGGAUCGCAGCGGACGCCGCUGCGCCCCGGUGGUGGUGUGGUGUUCGGGCCUAAACCCAAGGACUGGACUAUUAAGAUCAACAAGAAGGAGAAGCUGCUCGCCGUGGGGACCGCUCUGCAGAACGCGGCGACCGCGAAUGGCGGCGCGAGCUUCAUCGUGAUCGAGGACGUCCACGACAAGGUCGCGGCGCCUAAGACUAAGGACUUCGUCGCGGCGCUCGCGCGGUGGGGCGUGGAUUACAAGAAGGACCACGCGCUGCUGCUUACCGGCGAAGCGUCGGAGAACCUGCUGCUGUCGACGCGGAACAUUGAGAAUCUGAAGGUGGUGACGCCGAACGCGCUGAACAUCUACGACGUGCUGCGCGCCGAUAAGCUGCUGGUGACGGAGUCCGGGCUUGAGUACCUUAACCAACGUGCCUUCCCCUCCACUCCUCACACCUCCUGCCUCCGCUUCCCUCACGCCUCCUGCCUCCUCACGUCUCUUCCCCCUCUUUUCACAUGCGUGCCAUUUCUUCCCUCUCCCUCCUCCCCUGCUUCCAUGCCCCCUCUCCUCGCUUCUUGCCAACUCUUUCCCUCCUGCCGACUCCACCUCGCUUGCCCCAUUUUGGACCUUUGCCCUCUGGCAAGUUCAUUCCCUCCCCUCCCAAUUCCCUGCCGUGCUUUUUUCCUUCCACUCAUUGCCAAAUCCAUUCUACCUUCUGCCGCCUGA